Molecule: messenger RNA, 995 nt
Organism: Sphaeroforma arctica JP610
Lineage: Eukaryota; Ichthyosporea; Ichthyophonida
Exons: 4
Source: RefSeq, a predicted model, not a curated record
GUUCGUUGGACUACAACCACACUGAGCUGGUAUUCCAAAACAUCACAUACGACGAGUCGCAGUGGGACGUUCGGUACUCAGAUGGCUUUAAAACGUUCUCGGUUACGCGUCGGUUGGAUGGCAACUACCGCAUCAGCAAGGGCCACCUGACACACACGCACACGGACAAGCGACCCGUGUACACGAAGGAGCUUAUAGGCACGCUGUACUUCUCGUACAACAGAGAGAUGCACAAUGCCACUGCCGGUGUACAGCUUUCAGGGCAGGUGUCAGAACUGAGGGACUGGUUAACUGUAGGUAAUCUGGUGACCAACCACGCAAGCCCUCCCCACAACACAGCAACCGCCAAUGUUUCAGUGGCCUAUACCGGCACACCAACAUACAAUGACACAGCUACAGCCAAUGACAUAGCUACAGCCAAUGCCACAGCUACUAGGAAUGAUACAGCAACUACGAAUGUUACAGCAAUACCAAAUACCCCGGAAACACCUGUGCGUACAGGCACGCCCAUGUAUGUGAGAGAUCGCAAUGGACUAGGCCGCACACGACCGGGUGUGGUGACAUUCGAAGAAGAUCGGCUGGUGGGCAUCAUUGGCAUGUUGAAAGACGGGGCCAAUCACGAGCUGUACAACUUUGCCGUCAUGAACGGCGUUGCUUUCCGCGCGCCUUUCAUUGUCAAAGGCAUCACCACAUGUGGCCUGACGGACGAGAUGGUCAACGCCACCUGUCACAGCAGCGAUGAGGGCAUUCUCAAGGUCAGUGGGGACUGCCAAUCGGUCGCAGUGGAUGGCUCCGAACAGAGCGGCGGCCACAAUGUGGCUGUGAACAUCACCACAGACAACCACUCAAUCGCCACCACCGCAUACUUCCGCGUAUGGUACCCCACACAGGUACGCAGACCACACACAACAGGUUAUAACAUACACAACAGGUCACAGCACACACAACAGGUUAUAACAUACACAACAGGUUAUAGCUCACACAACAGGUUAUAA